AUGUAUAAAAUCAAUACUUUAGCAUAUAAAGAAUCACCAAAAACACUUUUAGAAUUAAUUACUAUUUUAAGGAUUUAUGAUAAGUAUAGAGAUGAUGAAUCAAUUAGAAUUUUAACUGCGAUCUAUUUCUGGCGUUACCACAUUGAUAAAUAUCUUCAUUAUGUGGAUAAAAAAGGUCACACUGAUUUCAUUUUAAAUUGUUUCUUUGAUGAUUCAAAAAAUGUUUUUAAAGAAUUAAGUGGAUAUACCCCUCUUAAUUCAAGUUAUUAUAGAUUUAAACUUUAUCAGAAAAUUAUUAACGAUCAAAGGUUAAAAGAAUAUUUUGAAAAUAAAUCUAGUAAAUUAAAAGAAAAGUUGGAUCUUUGUAAAAAUUAUUUUCUUUGGUCUAUAAAAUUUCGAGGCGAAUAUGAUUUCACUCGUUUACAUAGUAUCAUUUAUGACGGAAAAUCCGAUGAAAUUUUAAGAUAUCCAAUUUCAGGAAAAUAUAAUGAUGGUUCAUUUAAUGAAAAGUAUUUUAAAAAUAAUAAUAAUAAUAAUAAUAAUAAUAAUAAUAAUGAUUAUAAAACAUUCAUUCUAUCAGAUGUAAUAAUUGAAAAGGUAAUUAGAGAUUCAUUAUGUUAUAUUGAUGAUAGAAUGGAUAAAGUAAUUAUAAAUGAUAAUUUAUUAUCAUAUGGAUUAGUAUGUAAACAAUUCUUUAAAGUAUUAUCAAGAAUAUUAAAUAAUGAAUAUUUUGAAUGGAAGAAAUCAAUUAUACAAUUUAAUAACGAUAGUGAAUUCAGUUUAAUUAAACAACCACCAUUAUAUUUCGAUUAUCAAUCAAUCAGAUUAAUACCAUAUUCAAGUAGUAUUGAAUAUGUGAAAUUAUUAUUCUCAAGAGUCCAAUCAUUUUAUAUUAAAACCGAUGAAUAUGAUUCUGUGAACAAAGACAUGAAAAGAGGAUAUAGAAUAAUUCCUGAUGAAUUACCUGAUUAUACCAGUGAUAAUUAUAUGGAAAAAGACACAUUUCGAAGAAAUAUUAAAUCACCUGGAUAUUUAGUUUAUCCACCACCAAUGCCUUCAUUAGAAAGUAUCACUAUUGAUAAAUAUUAUGGACUCGAAUCAAAUUAUGCACAUUUAAUUAAACAUAUCUUAAUAAAAUAUUUCAAAGAUUUUAAAACUUCAAAACUCAACAUCAACGAUAGAUUUGGUAUUAAAAGAUUUUCAAUCAAUAUUCAAGAGUAUCGUAAAUAUUUAAAUGAUAAAUCAAAUAUUAAAUUCAUUAAGCAAGUAUUAGAAUAUCAUUCAAAUUCAUUAGAAAAAGUUGAAAUUGAUUGUUCAAAUACCCAAUAUAUAUGUCUAAACCAAUUAGAAUCUUUAAAAUCAUUAAUCGAUAAUCAAUCAAAUAAUAAAAUAUAUUGGUCCAUAUCAACUAAAAAUAUCAACAACAACAACAACAACAACAACAACAACAACAACAACAACAACAACAACAACAACAACAACAACAACAACAAUUACCAACAUGCAAAAAACCGAAGUGAAAGUAAAAGAGAAAGUGAAAAUGAAAAUGAAAAUGAAAAUGAAAAUGAAAAUGAAAAUGAAAAUGAAAAUGAAAAUGAAAAUGAAAAUGAAAAUGAAAAUGAAAAUGAAAAUGAAAAUGAAAAUGAAAAUGAAAAUGAAAAUGAAAAUGGGAAUGAAAGUGAUAGUGAAAGUGAUAGUGAAAGUGAUAGUGAUAAUGAAAAUGAUGCAAAAUAUCUUAGUUUUAGUGAAAAUGAAAAUGAAAAUGAAAAUGAAAAUGAAAAUGAAAAUGAAAAUGAAAAUGAAAAUGAAAAUGAAAGAUAUGAAAGUGAUAGUGAAAGUGAUAGCUAUUCUUUCAGCCUUUAA
Molecule: messenger RNA, 1863 nt
Organism: Dictyostelium discoideum AX4
Lineage: Eukaryota; Evosea; Eumycetozoa; Dictyosteliales; Dictyosteliaceae
Exons: 3
Coding region: 1-1863 (620 amino acids)
Source: RefSeq, a predicted model, not a curated record